AUGGUGGAAAUAGAAAACCGAGCAAUCAAGACAAACCAAGAUCUCCUUCCUGAAACACCAUGGACGCAGUUAUUCUAUAAUGACUUUUGGGGCACUCUUCUGACCCACAGCGGAAGCCAUAAAUCCUACAGACCUCUCUGCACGCUCUCUUUUCGCAUUAACUAUGCUAUUGGAGGAAUGGAUCCUUGGAGUUACCAUCUUGUAAAUGUCCUUCUACAUGCAGCAGUCACGGGUCUUUUCACUAAUUUUUCUCGAGUGCUAUUUGGUGAUGGACACUGGACCUUAUUAGCUGGUUUGCUGUUUGCUUCUCAUCCCAUUCACACUGAAGCAGUGGCAGGAAUUGUAGGAAGAGCUGAUAUUGGAGCUUGCCUUUUCUUUCUGCUCUCCCUAGUCUGUUAUAUUAAACACUGCUGUACAAGAAACUACUCAGAAGGAACCUGGGGCUGGAUCUUGGGUGCCGGUCUGUGUGCCACUUGCAGCAUGUUAUGGAAGGAACAAGGAGUGACCGUGCUGGCCGUGUCAGCAGUUUAUGAUGUGUUUGUAUUUCAUAGGCUAAAAAUGCACCAAAUUGUUCCUGCUAUAUAUAAGAGGAAGAAUUUGCCUCUUCUUUUGAGCAUUGGUUUAUUGAUCUUCUGGGGAGCUUUAUUGCUGGGUCUUCGCUUCUACUGGAUGGGGAACAAACCUCCCAGCUUUUCCAACUCUGACAACCCAGCAGCUGACUCAGAUAAUUUUUUAACACGAGUUCUGACCUUUUUUUAUUUGCCAACCAAAAACCUUUGGCUACUGUUGUGCCCAGACACUCUUAGCUUUGAUUGGUCCAUGGAUGCUGUGCCUCUUCUCAAAACAAUCAAUGACUGGAGGAACCUACACACAGUGGCCUUUUAUGCUGGAUUCCUCCUCCUUACUUAUACCAGUUUGAGAAAUUCCAGCAUAGGACGAGAAGGCAAUGGGAAAAGUAUAGCAAAUGGCAGACUUAAUGGCAAUGGUCACAACUACCUAUCUGAACUGGAAUAUAGAGAAUAUAAAGAGUUGACGUCCAGUUUUGCAUCUAAAGAAGAAAAUGGCAUUAACAAAGGCUUACCACAAAAACCACACAUUCCCUCAACGGAGAAUAUUGUGGUUUUGUCACUGUCUUUAUUAAUUGUUCCUUUUAUUCCUGCCACAAACUUGUUUUUUUAUGUAGGCUUUGUGAUAGCAGAGCGUGUGUUGUAUAUACCUAGUAUGGGCUUCUGCCUCUUGAUCACUGUGGGCACAAGAGCCCUUUAUGUCAAAGUCCAAAAGCGCUUUCUGAAGAACUUGAUUUUUUUGGCUACUGCUACAUUAAUUUUUUUUUACGGACUGAAGACAUUUGUCAGGAAUGGGGAUUGGCAGAAUGAAGAGAUGCUGUAUAAAUCAGGGAUUAAAGUAAAUCCAGCAAAAGCAUGGGGUAACCUUGGAAAUGUUUUGAAGAGCCAGAGUAAGAUUUCUGAAGCUGAAAGCGCCUAUAGAAAUGCCUUGUAUUAUCGCAGCAACAUGGCUGAUAUGCUUUAUAAUUUGGGAUUAUUAUUGCAGGAGAACAACAGGUUUUCAGAAGCACUGCAUUAUUAUAAAUUGGCUAUUGGAAGCAGACCUACUUUAGCCUCUGCUUAUUUAAAUACUGGUAUCAUCUUAAUGAAUCAAGGCAAGGCUGAGGAAGCCAAGAAGACAUUUUUGAAGUGUUCAGAGAUUCCUGAUGAAAACUUAAAAGAUCCUCAUGCUCAUAAGAGUUCUGUUACCAGUUGCCUUUAUAACUUGGGGAAACUUUACCAUGAACAGGGACAGUAUGAGGAUGCCCUUUUAGUUUACAAAGAGGCAAUACAGAAAAUGCCAAGACAGUUUGCACCACAGAGUUUGUAUAAUAUGAUAGGAGAAGCCUACAUGAGACUUAGCAGAUUCUCUGAAGCAGAAUAUUGGUAUGUGGAAUCACUGCACUCUAAAACUGAUCACAUUCCAGCUCAUCUCACAUAUGGGAAACUUCUUGCUUUAACGGGUCGCAAGAGAGAGGCAGAAAAAUAUUUCUUAAAAGCAAUUCAGUUGGAUCCUAUGAAAGGAAACUGUUAUAUGCAUUAUGGCCAGUUUCUGUUAGAAGAAUCUCGGUUGAUGGAAGCAGCAGAGAUGGCCAAGAAAGCAGCUGAGUUGGAUAAUACAGAGUUUGAUGUUGUGUUCAAUGCGGCUCAUAUGCUUAGACAAGCUAGUCUCAAUGAAGCAGCUGAAAAAUAUUACAAAAUGGCAGCUGAGCUAAGACCUAAUUACCCAGCUGCCUUAAUGAAUUUGGGAGCGAUUCUUCAUCUUAAUGGCAAACUUUUGGAAGCUGAAUCAAACUAUCUUCAUGCCCUUCGGUUUAAACCAGACGAUGUCAUCACACAAUCAAAUCUUCGCAAACUCUGGAAUAUUAUGGAAAAACAAGGCUUAAGAACAACCAAAACAUAAUGCAGGGUUUUUAAAAAAUGUUGUUGUUGCUGUUUGCAAAGAGUUUAGAAAACAAUUAAAAUCCAGACUAACUUUUGGAGUACUGUUUGUUGAGUGCUCUUGCUAACUAAGCUGUAAUUGUCAAAGGUAAUUGCUGCUAGGAGAACCUACAGGGCUGCAUUUUGAGGUUUCUAAUUGAAAAUGAGAAAGGAGCAGAAUCUUUUUGAUAAGUUUCAUGAAGGACUUAAUAAUUAUUGCCCAAACCCAGAAAAUUAAAAAAGAAAACCUGAAACUGGAGCACCUGAAAGGGACCCACUUUAGCAUAUUCACUAGGGCAUAUUAGUCAUUCUCACUUUGGUCAUUUUUAUGUGGUUUCUGAUAGAAAAGUCAUGUUGGCCUAUAG
Messenger RNA from Protobothrops mucrosquamatus (brown spotted pit viper), 2830 nucleotides. RefSeq names its product transmembrane and tetratricopeptide repeat containing 2 (gene TMTC2). Gene Ontology annotation, biological process: protein O-linked glycosylation via mannose. The coding region runs from base 1 to 2448 and encodes 815 amino acids. The transcript is spliced from 12 exons. Gene Ontology annotation, molecular function: mannosyltransferase activity; protein binding. Lineage: Eukaryota; Metazoa; Chordata; Lepidosauria; Squamata; Viperidae. Gene Ontology annotation, cellular component: endoplasmic reticulum membrane. The record is from RefSeq and is a predicted model, not a curated record.